This is a messenger RNA of Eurypyga helias (sunbittern), 1303 nucleotides long. It is a transcript of the gene TRIM14, whose product is annotated as tripartite motif containing 14. Gene Ontology annotation, biological process: innate immune response. Gene Ontology annotation, molecular function: protein binding. The annotation marks the transcript as partial. The transcript has 5 exons. The record is from RefSeq and is a predicted model, not a curated record. NCBI's taxonomy places the organism in Eukaryota, Metazoa, Chordata, Aves, Eurypygiformes, Eurypygidae.
GAACUCAUGGUAUUGCUUUUGAAGGAUCUAGAAGAGAAAAAAGAGCAAGAAGCUGGUAACAGAAGAAGGGUAGAGCAGGCUGCUAAUGAUCUGAAGGCACAUUCCAUUAUGAGCAAAAGGCAGCUGUCAGACAGAGUUACUCAGCUCCAGUUACUACUUAGGGAAGAGGAAAGUCUGGCAAAAAACUUCAUUGAUGAAAAGACCCAGCAAGCCUUGGAAGCACAUGAUCAGCAGUUGGAAUCCUGUCGAGAAAAGCUUGCAGCCCUGGAGACCUUCUCACAUCAAAUCAAACAAAUACAACAACACAGUGAUCCAGUUCAGUUACUGGAGAAGUACACAGAAAUCAAGAAGGAAAUGCAGGAGCCCAGGCACCUGUUAGAACAAUGGCAUCCAAUACCUCUCUCGUUUGAGCACAUACUUAACCAUUAUAAGCACUUUGUGACAGUUCUUCAGUCCAUUCUACAGAAACCGCUAGAAGCCCGGCUUAAAGAAGAUGUUUUCAGUAGCCUUAAUGCCACUGCAAAGAAAGAACCUGGAACAUUGUUGAAAACCCAGUCUUCUGUUGAUCGGUUGCUUUUCCUAAAACAUGCAAGAUCACCAACCUGGGAAUAUGACACGCUUCACCCAAGGCUAAAACUGUCUGAUGACCGUCUUGCAGUAAGCUGUAACUGGAGGAGGAUAUUUUACCCUUGUGGUCCCCAGCGAUUUGAUAAGUUAUGGCAAGUGCUAAGCAGAGAUGCAUUCCUCUCUGGCAGCCAUUACUGGGAAGUUGACCUGCUUCAUGCUGGAGCAGGAUGGUGGAUUGGUGCAGCCUACCCUUCCAUUGGCAGGAAAGGAGACUCUGAAACCUGUCGACUCGGCUGGAAUAGAGCAUCUUGGUGCCUUAAGAAGUUUGAUGUUGAAUACUGGGCAUUUCACAAGGGAGAGAGAAUCCCCAUCAUAAUAGAAGAUGAUCCUGAUCGCAUUGGCAUUUUUCUGGAUUAUGAAGCAGGAAUCCUUUCAUUCUACAAUGUUACUGAUGGCAUGGCUCAUUUACACACCUUCAACUGCAAGUUCACAGAACCAGUUUACCCAGCCUUGAGGCUCUGGGAAGGGUCCAUUGCAAUAUGCAAACUAACAUAAAGAAUGAAGCAAAACAAAGCUUGCUAUUUCAUGCUUUUUCUAUGAAAACCACCUUAGCAAUGAUAUAUAUGAAUUAAUCUCUGUCAUACAAAAGCUGUAACUGUGAUACUUUUAGAAGGUAACAAUUCAAGAAAACUGACUGUAAUUUUUUAAUGUAUUUAAAUGUAUAUGCAUUUUUCAG